Messenger RNA from Akanthomyces muscarius, 1989 nucleotides. RefSeq lists its product as uncharacterized. NCBI's taxonomy places the organism in Eukaryota, Fungi, Ascomycota, Sordariomycetes, Hypocreales, Cordycipitaceae. The transcript is spliced from 4 exons. Gene Ontology annotation, biological process: protein phosphorylation. Gene Ontology annotation, molecular function: protein kinase activity; ATP binding. The record is from RefSeq and is a predicted model, not a curated record. The coding region runs from base 1 to 1989 and encodes 662 amino acids.
AUGACGGAGCGCCACGACGCGGACGUUGCUAACGAGGCGCUCCUCGACCCUCAGCUGCUAUACUCCAAGGAAUACUGCAUUGGCGGAGGCAGCUUUGGCAAGGUAUACAAAGGCGUCGACAAGCGCACUGGCGCGGCCGUCGCCAUCAAGGUCAUCGACAUUGAAAACGCCGAAGACGAGGUCGAAGACAUUAUUCAGGAAAUCGCCAUCCUCUCCGAACUCCAGUCUCCGUACGUCACCAAGUACUAUGGCUCCUACUCCAAGGGUGCCGAGCUCUGGAUCGUCAUGGAGUUUUGCGCCGGCGGCAGCUGCGCGGACCUGAUGAAGCCUGGCCUUAUCAGCGAAGACUACAUUGCUAUCAUCACUCGCGAGCUGCUCUUAGGACUCGAGUAUUUACACGCCGACAAGAAAUUACAUAGAGAUAUCAAGGCUGCCAAUAUCUUACUGAGCGCCGCUGGCCAGGUCAAGCUCGCUGACUUUGGCGUCUCUGGCCAGCUGUCAGCUACCAUGACCAAGAAGAAUACGUUCGUCGGCACCCCUUUUUGGAUGGCGCCAGAAGUCAUCAAGCAAUCGGGUUACGACCACAAAGCCGAUAUCUGGUCGCUCGGCAUCACCGCUCUCGAGCUGGCCAACGGCGAACCACCCUACGCCGACAUCCACCCCAUGAAGGUUCUCUUCCUCAUCCCCAAGAACCCGGCGCCUCGUCUCGAAGGAAACUUCACCAAGGCAUUCAAGGACUUUAUCGAGCUCUGCCUGCAGCGCGACCCCAAAGACAGGCCCAGCGCAAAGGACUUGCUUCGACACCCCUUUAUUAGAAGAGCCAAGAAGACGACGUACCUCACGGAGCUGAUUGAGCGUCAUAGCCGCUGGUCGGCAACGCACAAAGGCGAUGACGACGAUCACUGGGACGCCGCCUCGGCAGGUGUCCCCACCAGACGCGAGAGGGUUGACGAGGACAUGUGGGAUUUCGGGACCGUCCGGCUCGUUGGUGACCGUGGCGGCAUCGUGCCGCGGCCGGGCCUCAACGACCUCACAGACAAGGGCAGAAAUGCGAGAGCAGGGAGAUCACUUGAGAACUCGGAUGACUACGGUGAGACGAGACGCGAAGUAAGCCCGACCAAGGCGCGUGACUUUGCCUUCGAUGCUAGCGACACCGUCAAGGCCACGUCGAGACAGUCGAGCCCGCAGCGGAAGCCGGUGCCGCCAGGAAUGCAGUCGCCCGCCAGGGUCCCCUUGCCGGCAAGCCCCAUGAAGACGGCGAAACAUCUGCUGCCCGAGACACCGACCAGCUCAAAACCUUUACCCCCAGUCAUGCAAGGCCAAUCUCCUGACUAUGACCGGGAGCUGCAGGCCCAGCUACAGCAAGAUAUGAGUGUGCUGAGUUUGGAGUUCCCCACCCAUAACUCACCUCUGCCAGAAAGAAAAGCGCCCCUCGCGGAAAAGCCGCUGCCGCCUGUACAACAAAAUCCAGACUCGAGGCCAUCGUCACGCAUUGGACCGAUUCACCUGCAGGAAAUCCCUCCUUACCGAGGCAGCCCCUCGUCACAAUCACAAUCACAAUUUGCAUCUCCGCAAUCGGCAGCGUCGCAAGUCAGAACACCUGUCAAGUCGCAUUCCCCAGCGCCAGACUUUGCCACGCCAUCAUCGUUCCCGUCUCCGGCACCUGCUAACCCCAACGGCGAGCUGGACGCGCUCAACGAUGUCAUAUUCCCGGCGCUAGAGGAGGCCCUUAAGAGGCGGGAAGAGCGACUUCAGCAUGCGUUUGCCGCUGAGCAAAUGAUGACGGUGAAGCAGCAGAGAGCGGAAGUGGCGCACGACAAGCUGCGCAAGUUGGUGUACAAGCUCGCACACGUGUGCAAGGAGAUUGACCACGUCGAUAAGGCAGAGCCCGUCGGGAUGGGCCGGGAUGUAGGAAACUUCCUGGAGGGCUUACUGGAGGAGAUUUUAGUACGCGUCGAGCCUCUAGAUGAGGAGGAGUUGACACAAUAG